GUCACUCGCAAAAAAAAACAAACAGCGCUGCCCCCAGCGGCAGAAGCCGCCCGGCCGAGUGUCCGGCGAUGUCGGAGCCCCGGAGGCUGCCGUGCCCCGAGCGCAUCGUGGACAUGGUGGGUUUCGCCUUCGGGGUGGGCUGCUGCGGCGGCUUCUGCAUGACCUUCGCCCGCAGCCUCCGGAACUUUCCCAAGGGCCACCGCCUCUCCGGCGCCUUCGCGGCUGCCCAGACCCGCGCCCCCUUGUUGGGGAGCACCUUCGCGAUGUGGUCUGGGCUCUUCCAUUCCUUCGACUGUGCCGUGUCUCAGCGACAUGCAGAUCCACAAGGCAGCCGGUCCUCCAUAGACGCCGCGUUUUGUGGAUUCCUGACGGCCGGCGUGCUGUCCAUCCGCUCCGGGCCGCGGGUGGCCUCCAUCAACGCCAUGGUGGGCGCAUGUUGCGUGGCCUUCAUCGACGUGAUCUCAGGCAAUGCGCGGCUAUGAGGCUUGCACCAACAAUGCGCUGGAGCAAAAUCGCGCUCGGAAGCCGAUUUUUGUUUGGGAUUGACCGGGCAGUCCA
Messenger RNA from Effrenium voratum, 558 nucleotides. The record is from the annotation of a GenBank genome assembly. NCBI's taxonomy places the organism in Eukaryota, Dinophyceae, Suessiales, Symbiodiniaceae.